AUGGCCAUCCCCGUGACACCCCGAAGGAAGAGAUCCUCCCUCCAUCGGGCGGCGCUAGUGUUGGUGGUGGCGUUGGUGGCGGCGGCGCUGCUGGUGGAGGUGGCGGAGGGGAGCACUUUCAUCGCGUACGGGGGGCCUGGUUGCACGGGAACGGAGCAGAGGUUCAGCGCCUGCGGUGUGUGCCACCGCAUCAACCAGCACGGCGGCUACCGGCUGGUCUACACCGGGCAGCCGGCGGCGAUCUUCUCCUCGGCAGAGUGCCUCAGCGAGCCCGGCCUGCUGCCUGCAGAGAGCUUCUCCAGCUGCUUCCCCUUCAGCGGCGAUGCCGUCGUCAUCCGCUGCGACUAG
This is a messenger RNA of Spirodela intermedia, 348 nucleotides long. The record is from the annotation of a GenBank genome assembly. NCBI's taxonomy places the organism in Eukaryota, Viridiplantae, Streptophyta, Magnoliopsida, Alismatales, Araceae.